Messenger RNA from Fundulus heteroclitus (mummichog), 1162 nucleotides. RefSeq names its product small integral membrane protein 19-like. The record is from RefSeq and is a predicted model, not a curated record. The coding region runs from base 109 to 423 and encodes 104 amino acids. NCBI's taxonomy places the organism in Eukaryota, Metazoa, Chordata, Actinopteri, Cyprinodontiformes, Fundulidae. The transcript is spliced from 3 exons.
UGACGCAGUGUUUGUGUACAGCUGCGUCUCCUGCGUAUCUUGCAGUGGUUCUGGGGCUCACCGGACCUUCCAUUGCUCUCCACUCCCUCGCUGUCCGCCUCGCUUUCCAUGGGGGCCCAUGGGCUUCUGGGGGACCAGCCCGACUCCAUAGACUACUCGGUGCACGAAGCCUGGAACGAGGCUACGAACGUCUACCUGCUGGUGAUCCUGGUCAGCUUCGGCCUGCUCAUCUACGCCAGGAAAAACAAGAGGAAGAUCAUGCGGAUCUUCACGCUGCCCCCCACCGUCGGCAGCAGCCCGGAGCCCAACUUCUACGACAGCCUGCAGAAGGUCCGGCUGCGGCAGCAGCUCGAGAUGUACUCCCUGGCCAGGAAGUUUGACCAGCAGCAGGAGCCAGACAGCGUGCAGCUCUCCAUGGAAUGAGACGAGGAGAGCCGCCCCACCGUCACCGUGAGCUCUGAACAGAUGGAGGUGGACUAGGAUGGCUGUCAGGAUCAGAGCUGGAGCCUGAAGACGCCCCCCCGCCCUCCCCCAUAGUGCUGUCUGUCUGUGUACAUCUUCAUCAUCAUCUGAUGCGAGCGCACACCGCCGGAUGGAUGAACAGACCUGAGGUGUGCAGCUUUCAUCCAGGCCUGCCGGAGAAACGGCUUUAGAGAAGCUCGGACGACCCGGAAGAAGCUUGUUGUUCACGUCCAUGAUUGUUAAAAUUAAAGCUAACGGCGUUUAUUAACGCAACUGUCACAACUUAAAAGGAGCCGUUUAUUGUGACACCGGCUCCCCUUUUUAUGUUUCUUUUGUUUUGAGAAUGUCUGCUCCCGUUAGAAAAGGUUGCUGCAAUUCACGCAGAAAUGCCAGAAGGCGAGGAAAGGCGCGAUGUCAGCGUUUAGGAUGGUGGUGUUUAUACGUCGCCAACCACGCCUGCAGAGGCCCAGAGACGCUCCAUGCCGGACGUUUGAUCCCGGCGGCGGCCUUGGUUGGUGGACGUCUGCGGGUGGAUUGUGCGUUGGUUUAUUUUGGGAUGUUUGGCAGAGGAUGUAAAGGCCGUGUUCCCAUGUACGCUCCGUUAUAAUCUGCUUAUCGGUCUCCCUGCAUUGGUUUGGAAGUGGUGGACUCAAAGUUUUAGAAUGUUGCUUUGAAACCAUUAAAUGCUAAUAAUCCUUAA